AUGGAAGAAGAAGAAGGCCAAGAUGCGCUAGUCGACUACGACAGCGAUAGCAGCUUUAUCACGGUAAUAGAUAGAGAAGCAAAAGAUAAAAACGAGGAGACAGUAAGAAAAGAUAGAGAAGCAAAAGACAAGAAGGAGACUGAAGCAAAGGGUGCAAUCCCGAAACGCGGCAAACCAAAGAUAAUAGAAAACAUAGAUGUGAAUAGAGAAUGGGCUGAAAAUUGUCCUGUACUACCUAUAGGGACAAAGAUACUUUACGAGAAACAAGAAAAGAUGGUUGAGAAAAUGGACAAUUCGAUGCAGAUGCUGGAUAAAGUAAUGAAGAAGGCCACCGAGAUGAUGGAGAAUAUGGUGGAAGUCUCCCGUUUAAACUUAGAGAAAGAAAAAGUUAAACUUAGACGUUUAGAGUUAGAAGCAGAGACUAAAAACGAGAAUAGAGAAAAAUUAGAGAAACCCGAAGUCAGGGUACAGAGGGCUGCUGCAGAAGAGAACAUGAAACAAGUGAAAUGCUACAGAUGCAACCGAAUGGGUCAUAUGGCAAAGGACUGUCCACUAAUAGAAUUUGGUGCCUGGUUUUGUUACUACUGCCAGGAAGUACGAGGUCACAAGGGUGAUAAUUGUCCGAGUGCCGAAGCCCAGGCGAACAGAGCUAGAGGAAAAAGGUAUUUAAAUAAAACCGUUAAUAAAAACAUAAAGAAAAAGGGUAGAUUUGUGCAAAAAGGCACAAAAAGAGUAGAUAACAAAGGGAAAAUAACCAAGAUACAACCAGCUGAGAAACCUAUAUCAACGAAAACAGCAAAUGAAGGAGAAUCAGAAGAAGGUAAAUAAUACAUGGUUAAAUUAAUAGAAGAUAGAGAUAGUUCAAAAGAGGUAGUCAAUUUUACUGCAGAUUCGGGUGCUACGGAUCAUAUUGUGAAUAAGAAUUUUAUUCUGUCAAAGUUUGAAAAAUGUAAAGAUAGAGUUAUUAAAUGCGGGAAUAAAAAUGAGCUUGCAAACAUUUCAAUAGAUGGUAAAGGAGAUCUUACGCUAAUAACAAAUGAAAAAGAAAAGAGAGUCAUUAAAUUAACAAAUGUAAUUGCAGCAAAGA
Molecule: messenger RNA, 1087 nt
Organism: Temnothorax curvispinosus
Lineage: Eukaryota; Metazoa; Arthropoda; Insecta; Hymenoptera; Formicidae
Exons: 3
Coding region: 1-828 (275 amino acids)
Molecular function (GO): zinc ion binding; nucleic acid binding
Source: RefSeq, a predicted model, not a curated record